UAAAUAUGCUUACCGCGGGGAGCACCGGAUACAAUCUGUCAGUGAAUAUUCCUCGUUGUGCGGAGACGUUCAACCCCCCCCCCCAACCUCAGUGUCCGUCAUGUCUGCGCUCGUGCUGAUAGACCUGACCUACGGCUGCUGCCCCGCGUGCACCGGUGAGUCUCUACGGGAGGAGUCCGAGUCAGGCUCGCGGGUUUUCCUGCUGUGUGGGGAGCGUUACCGAAACUCAAACAACAUUUCAAACCUGAGCUCGUGCAGCAGCAGCAGCAGCAGCAGUAAUGGUAGAAAAAGCGCAUGCGUGCUGGACUCGGCCUCCACAGCAGAAAGUUUGUACCGGUUUAAAGAGACCCUGGACCAGCUGGACCAGAGCUCGGUCCGGGUCAUCACGUCCCCGCGGGGGCGACAGGUGCUGCAGAUGUACCAGCAGCUACUUUUUACCGCCGUGUACACAUUCGAGUACAAGGUGGUCGACCUCACCUGUGCCAGCUGCACACAAUCUGCCCACAAGGACUCACCUGAUGACGUAGAAGAAGACGUGACCGCGUUUGUGCGGCAGCUUCCGGCGCUGAGAGGAGAGCUGAGAGUCCUCAGGUCUACCCUGAUCCCAGAAUGUUUCGGUCACGGCUUCAGCACGCGUGGCGGUGGCGUGUCCUCGAUCCCGACCAUGUCCUCGUUGAACCUAUUCAGCAGCCGCCGGAGGAGGGACCCCAUCGCCGUGGUGACGGAGAACAGACGCCGUCUGGCCCUCCACGCGGGUUUCCCUUCUGAGCAGUUCCGUCUGGUCAAGGUCAAUCACGCCUCUGACGUUUGGGUUUUGGGGAAAGAGGAGCCGGAGAGUUAUGACGCCAUGGUAACCAACCAGACCGGUGUGGUCAUCGCCGCCCCGGGAGCCGACUGCAUGCCGAUCCUGUUCGCCGACCCUGUGGCUAAAGUGGUAGGAGUCGCACAUGCAGGAUGGAAAGGCACCCUGAUGGGGGUUGCCAUGGCGACGGUGGAGGCCAUGGUGAGAGAGUUUGGUUGCCGUGUGAGUGACAUCCUGGUUGCCGUGGGACCGUCGGUGGGGGCGUGUUGUUUCACUCUGGUCAGAGAUCAGGCGCUCGACUUUCACAGCAUCCACCCCGACUGUGUCCCCGACCUCGAGUCAGAGAUGCCGCACGUCAACAUCCGGCUCGCCAACAGACUCCUCCUCCAGUGUGGCGGCGUGCUGCCGGAGAACAUCCACGACGACACGGUGACAGCGCGUCCGUCUGUGACCCCCUGCACCUCCUGUCACCCCGAGCUCUUCUUCUCUCACCGCAGAGACGGGAUGGAGUUCGGCACUCAGGUGGGCAACCUGUGGAUCAGAGAGACAGGGACACGGGCGUGACCCUGCCCCCCUCCGAGGAGCGAUCAUCUGGUGCUCUGCUGUUUGGACUGAAAAUAAAUCUCUUUUUACUUUAAAUCAAGACAUGAAUUGUUCAGCGCCCUGUGUCAGCGGCUCUGAACGGUGUAGAGUCUGCACUAAACUCUUCAUGUAAACUAGUCUGUAUCUUAAGCGGGGUCAUUGCUUGGUUACCAUAGAGACGUAAGGUUCGUCUUAACUAGUAGAGCGUUACAUCCAAACUAAACUAAACAUGUCAGAAUUGAGGUUUGAACUUGACGUGACCAAUCAGUGAGCAGCAUGUUUCUUAAAUAACAGUGACAUCUAGUGGUGAAAUCUUCUAACUACAACAAAAGGUCAUUUAAUAGUCCUCUCUGAUUGGACGAUGAAAUUAUCUGGGCUUAUGGAAGAACAGCAGUUUUACACUGUGGUAGUUUAACCCCUCUGUUCUGAUUUUCAUAUCAAAGUGAAAUAAAUGAAGCCGCUCGGCAUAAUUAUUCUUU
Labrus bergylta (ballan wrasse) is the source of this 1863-nucleotide messenger RNA. It is a transcript of the gene lacc1, whose product is annotated as laccase (multicopper oxidoreductase) domain containing 1. NCBI's taxonomy places the organism in Eukaryota, Metazoa, Chordata, Actinopteri, Labriformes, Labridae. The record is from RefSeq and is a predicted model, not a curated record. Gene Ontology annotation, molecular function: copper ion binding.